AUGAAGAAGGAAGAAGAAGAAGAGGAAAGAAGAAGAAGGAAGAGGAGGAGGAAGAAGAAGAAGGGGAAGAAGAGGAGGAAGGGGAAGAAGAGGAAGAAGGGGAAGAAGAGGAAGAAGAGGAAGAAGAGGAAGAAGGGGAAGAAGAGGAAGAAGAGGAAGAAAGGGAAGAAGGGGAAGAAGGGAAAGAAGAGGAAGAAGGGGAAGAAGAGGAAGAAGAGGAAGAAGAGAAAGAAGGGGAAGAAGAGGAAGAAGGAUGAAGAAGGAAGAGGAAGGGGAAGAAGAAGGAAGAAGAAAGAAGAGGAAAGAAGAAGAAGGAAGAGGAGGAGGAAGAAGAAGAAGGGGAAGAAGGGGAAGAAGAAGAAGGGGAAGAAGGGGAAGAAGAGGAAGAAGGGGAAGAUGAGGAAUAAGAGGAAGAAGGGGAAGAAGAGGAAGAAGAGGAAGAAGGGGAAGAAGAGGAAGAAGGGGAAGAAGAGGAAGAACUACAAAUUAUCUUCAUCUCGAGGUCACAUACUCACACUUGUCUGGGUGUCCUCCUUCGCCUCCUCCAUAGAUCCUCUCUUUGGGAUCGUUUCGUCUCUGGUUGGAAUUGCCCGGAAAGGCCUGGUGGACGAGGAGGGCCACCCGCUGGACGGAGACUUCCAGGAGAUCAACUCUAAACUGGAGACCAUAUCCAAGAAGAACCACAAGUGCCUGAAACAAAUCCAAAUCGACGAGAUAAACGAAAAUUACGGCAAGUAUGAGGAGUACAUCAAACAUCAGUACGCGGCUUUUAACUCGAUGGUGGCGAAGCUGAAGAAGGAUCCGGACAGAACCCAGAUCCACAUGGAAACCUUUGAGAAAAUCUAUGAACGAGACAAGAGUGAUCUCAGUCUCAAUGUGUAUUACAACGGUGUGAUGGGAUCGAGCUCUCUGUUUGGAAGGAACCUGCUCCGAGUGUAUAUGGAGCACUGCGAUGGCGAUUUGGAGAUCAUGGAGCACAGAUGUUCGCACCUGACACACCUCUUUCACAUGGGAUUAAUCUCACUGAUGGCCUACACUUCUGUUACCGAAGACGACGAGGAUGAGGUCCGGGAGAAGUGGGCGAAGCGGGUGGCCGACAUCCAGGACGGAGGACAGAGCAGCACGGAACAAGACGAGGACAGUUUUCUGCGCCUCUGGAAAAGUCGCAUCUCCGUCGGCAUGAGUCUGCUCGGUAUUUGGCCCGUUAUAAAGAUGCUGGAUUAG
This is a messenger RNA of Knipowitschia caucasica, 1224 nucleotides long. The record is from the annotation of a GenBank genome assembly. NCBI's taxonomy places the organism in Eukaryota, Metazoa, Chordata, Actinopteri, Gobiiformes, Gobiidae.